AUGGUCCCUGUGGCCACUACUGGUGGCUAUUACCGUUACGGUGACAGCAGGGCCUUAAACAACGCCAUUAUCCCGGACCGCUACCCUGUUUUGCAUCACCAGGAUUUUGGCAGUGAGUUAUUUAUCAAGUCCGUGUUUCUCGAAGAUCGACCUGCUCUGUGGGUUCCGCCAGAACCCCAUAGCUCCGGUGGAGGUUUCAAAAAUAUUCGUUGCCAUCCCCAUUUAAAGCCCGAUGCUAUAGAUUUACUCCAUAUGGACGUAUCAAACCUGGAUAUUGACGCUCAAUUGCUUGAGCAAUUUAGUUCACUCGGAACUGACGAUCGGGAAGAUCUGAUAAAGGCAUUUCAACGCGUUGUCGGACAUGAGGUCACCGCCGAGUGUAGUCGCUUCUUUCUAGAACUUGCCAACUGGAAUCUUCAAAAGGGGAUUGGAGCUUAUUUCGACUACAGCUUUGAAGCUGCGCCGGAGACUUCUGUUCAAACCCACACCAUCAGACAUAUCACCGUUGAAGAGUCAAGCAGUCAGUCCCUUCCAGAACCUGCCUUGUACAGUGCUCGCGUCUACCAUUCUCCGAAUUCCGACUUUAAGAAAACUCCUACCUUAAUUUGGUGUGUACAGAAUAGUGGACCUUCUGCAUGGCCGGCAGGCAGUUAUAUUGCUGCAGAGGUAAGCCUUGUUUCGUCGGUAAUUCCCGAAAUAGACCGACUCAUCUACCGCUAA
Messenger RNA from Dibothriocephalus latus, 720 nucleotides. NCBI's taxonomy places the organism in Eukaryota, Metazoa, Platyhelminthes, Cestoda, Diphyllobothriidea, Diphyllobothriidae. The record is from the annotation of a GenBank genome assembly.